CCCAUACAUCUUUCUGUGGCGCCCCUACCCAACCUUCAAAAAUGGCCACAACAGAUUCAAUAUCCGUCUUUGCCGAAGGUACUUUUGAAGAACAGGUCCUUGAGCUCGCGAACUACAUAUCUCUGACGUCUGAAGAGCCUCAACGCGAACCCUAUGUUCAAUCUAUCCAGGAGCGUUUAAAUACUGGAGAGGGACAAACGCCACUAGCGGAGGAUGAGGGCAGGCGGAGGCAGGUCUUUGAGGCAGUAGUCGCAGAUGUGAAGGGUAUCCCAGAGGGCUCGAGUGCAAAAGAGACGGAAGGGUUCUUCAACCUUUUGUAUGCUCACCUUUUGACGCUCUUCCCAGCGGAUUCUCCAGAAACGCAGGCAAACGUCCCGAGGCUUGUCGAGAUAAUCUCGUCAUCACCAUCUAUCUCCUCGAGUACGAAGUACCGCACCCUCACGAAUCUUUUCAACUCUCUUCCUCGUCGCUCUCCUCUUCGACUCAAAGUCUAUACUACCCUCCUCACCCUCGCGAGCUCCGCAGACGAACUCAACGUCCUCCUCCUGACUCCUUCCGACGUCGACAAAUGGCUCUCCGAAUGGGACAUCUCGUCCGAAGAGAAGAUCGCGUUCCUGAAGCAACUCGUGGAGGCAUACGAGAAAGCAGGAGAUUCUAAAACAUCCUAUACCUACCAUCUCUCCUACCUCCGCUUGCUCCCCUCAGCUUCACCCGAGGCCCUCACUGCCUCAGUCAAACUCAUCACAGCUGCCCUUUCCGAUCCUACUAUGUACGACUUCGACCCGCUCUUCCGCAUCGACGCCGUCGUCGAGUCUGCAAAGGACCACGAAAUCUUCGAGCUCUUGCGAGUCUUCUUGACCGGAGGAUUGGAGGAGCUGAAGGCUUGGGGAGAGAAGUAUGGGAAUGAUGGCGGAUGGGAGAAAUAUGGUCUUGACCAGGCUCAGUUGGAGCACAAAAUGAGGCUGCUCUCGCUUGCGUCGCUCGGAUUCGAGAAUGUCGGCCAGGAUUUGCCUUACGCCAAGAUCGCCGCGUCGAUACACGUCGAAGAGAGCGAGGUCGAGAAAUGGGUCAUCGAUGUCAUCCGCACCGGCCUCCUCUCCGGAAAACUCUCCCAAACCACGCAAACCCUCCACGUCAUCCGCUCCACCUCCCGCACCUUCGACGCCCCCCAAUGGGAGCUCCUCGCUUCUCGCCUGACCGCUUGGAAAGCUGGACUUGAAGGCGUGCUCGAGGUCGUAGAGAGCGCGAGGAAGCAGAAAGAGAGUCUGGCAGCGAAGGCGGCGGAGAAGAAGGAGAAGGACGUGGCGAAAGAGAAGGAGAGGAAAGAGAGUGUUGAGAAGAAGGAGGUGGUGGUGGUGGAUGAAGAGGAAGAGGGGCCGGUGCUUGAGGUCGGUGCUGAGGUCGCUGUUGGUGCGUAGGGGGUGGUCGAUAACGAUGGAGAAGGAUGGCGAAUACUCGUUAGGGGCGAUGUUGUUGAGAUGGUAUGAUAUCGAUGCUGCGACUGUUGUAGCUUUAUCUUGGGUGUUGUAUUGUUCUGCAUGGGCUCAACGGUCUCUGGGAUCGAGCCAGUAAAAAUGAUAGGGAUGCUUUACCGC
Molecule: messenger RNA, 1595 nt
Organism: Stereum hirsutum FP-91666 SS1
Lineage: Eukaryota; Fungi; Basidiomycota; Agaricomycetes; Russulales; Stereaceae
Exons: 7
Coding region: 42-1418 (458 amino acids)
Biological process (GO): cytoplasmic translational initiation
Cellular component (GO): eukaryotic translation initiation factor 3 complex; cytoplasm
Molecular function (GO): translation initiation factor activity
Source: RefSeq, a predicted model, not a curated record